CAGCAUGGAGAGCCAGCGGCUGUCCUAUGGCCGCCGCUUCAGCCCCACCACCCCGAUGUACCGGGUGCUCCCCACCAGCCCCCCAGCCAGGCUCCGUGCUCCCCACAGCACCCAGCCAGGUGCCCGCAUGGGUGCCCGCCUGGGGUCAGGCAAGAUGGACUUCUCGCUGGCUGCGGCACUCAACUCAGAGUUCAGAGAGACACGCACCAACGAGAAAGUGGAGAUGAUGGAGCUCAAUGACCGCUUUGCCAGCUAUAUCGAGAAGGUCCGGCUCCUGGAGCAGCAGAACAAAGUGCUAGUGGUGGAGCUGAACCAGGUGCGGGACCAAGAACCCCCGCGUCUGGCCAACAUCUACCAGGAGGAGCUGCGUGACCUGCGGCGCCACGUGGAGCAGUUGGCCACGGCCAAAGCCCGUCUGGAAAUUGAGAGAGACAACCUCGCCGAGGACCUCAGCAGCCUCCAGCAGAAGCUGCAGGACGAGGUGACCCUGCGGCUGGAGGCCGAGAGCAACCUGGCUGCCUACAGGCAGGAUGUGGAUGCUGCUGCCUUGGCUCGCCUGGACCUGGAGCGGCGGGUGGGGACCCUGCAGGAUGAGAUCACCUUCCUCCGCAAGGUCCACGAGGAGGAGCUGCGGGAGCUGCAGGAGCAGCUGGCCCGGCAACGGGUGCACGUGGAGGUGGAUGCAAGCAAGCCGGACCUGACAGCUGCCCUGCGUGACAUCCGCAGCCAGUACGAGGCCAUGGCCACCAGCAACAUCCAGGAAACCGAGGAGUGGUACAAGUCCAAGUUUGCAGACCUGACGGACGCGGCUGCCCGGCACGCGGAAGCCCUGCGCGCAGCCAAGCAGGAGGCCAACGAGUAUCGGCGCCAGCUCCAGGCCCUCACCUGUGACCUGGAGGCUCUGCGGGGCUCGAAUGAGUCCCAGGAGAGGCAGCUGCGGGAGCUGGAGGAGCGCUACGCGCUGGAAACGGCAGGCUACCAGGACACAGUGGUGCGGCUGGAGGAGGACAUCCGCAGCCUCAAGGAGGAGAUGGCCCGGCACCUACAGGAGUACCAGGAUCUGCUCAAUGUCAAGCUGGCCCUCGACAUUGAGAUCGCCACGUACCGCAAGCUGCUGGAGGGCGAGGAGAGCAGGAUCACCAUCCCUGUGCAGAGCUUCUCCAACCUGCAGAUCCGAGAGACCAGCCUGGACACUAAAUCCCUGUCAGAAGCCCAUCUGAAGAGGAGCAUUGUGGUCAAAACCGUGGAGACCAGAGAUGGAGAGGUGAUCAAGGAGUCCAAGCAGGAGCACAAGGAGGCGGCGUAGGGUGGGUGAGCUGCAGCAGCCACAUGCUUGUAGCCAUAGCUCCGUAGGUCCUGUCUGAUGCUGCAAGGGAGCCCUGCGUCUGGGCACAGGUCACAGGAGGAGCUGGUGGUCCUUUGGCAGCAAGUAUCUCCCUCGCCUCCACGCCUGGCCUCUCCCAUGUCACCUCGCGCCCCAGGGACCCCGCUAGCACCCUGUUCAGGACUGGCUGCCAGCAGAGCACCCGUCCGACUGGACACUGUGGGGAGGGGGUACCAGGCAGGGCUGAGCUCCCCUGCCUGGGUGGGACCACAGUCCCACAGCAUGGAGGGGCCAGCGGUUCCAGGGUCAUGUCCAUGCUCACCCUUGGUCUCCGGCUCACCAAUGCCCAGGAAGAGAGUUUGUCCUGUUUCGAUCUCCAUGCACCAGUUGGAAAAGUCAGUGGUGCCAAGAGCAUCUCUCCCUGCAUCCCAUUUUGCUACCCUCUCUCUGGUCUGGGAGGCCACCCCAAAUCUCCCCAGUGCACCCAGGCCUGGAGCACCCUUCAGUGGGGGGGCUGCAGGGUGCAAGGUACCGGCUGGUGAGGGACAUUUCCCUGCCACCAGCAUUGGGUGAGCUUAGCCACGAGGCACAAGGAGGAUGGAGAGGCAGGGUGCUGUCAGGAAGGUGUUGAAGGGUGAUGCAAUGGGGAUAACGAAGGGUUCCUGGGGACACUGGGGUGUCCGGGCUGGUUUGUGGGGCUGGAGCAGUGGUGGGCACAGCAGGCUGGGUGGCUUCAAGGGCUUCUCUUGGCACAGAGUUAAGGGCCAUCCUGACCCCCACUUGGUGUCCGCCACCAAGGUGUCCCUGUCGCUGUGGUGGAGAAUAACAGUCCCAAGGGGCUUGUGGCGAGGGGUGACCCAUGGCCCUGCGCCCGGCCCCUCACCUGGAGGGGUCCUAUGCAGGUGAAAAUGGAGAGGAGGGGAGUGCAGAGGAGGAGGAGGAGGGUGUUGGGGCACCCAUGGGUGCUCUCACAGUAGGAAGUGCCUCCCGCAAUCCAGGAGUGAUGGGGGAGGACAAACAGAGCCAUCUUUGCCCUGCCUGUCCCGCCUGGGCUCACCCUGGGAGCCAGGAGGACGGGGGACCGGGGCUGCCCUGGCCACAUUCCCUGCCAUGUGUUCAGCCCACACCCAUCCCCCACAUGGGCAUUCAAGAUGGGGUUGGAAGAAAUCCCUUGUCCCUGGGCUCCACAUGGCCCUGUCCCCCAGCCUGUCCUCCCGUGCUCCCCCUGAACCAGCACAUGCCACCCAGGGCCGUUGCCCAGCCUGGUGCUUGCCCACAGCCCCUGUCCCCACCUUCAAUUUAGCUAUUGACCAUGAGCGAAACCCUUCCUGAUGCCACCUAACGCAGCAGCAAUGACCCAGCAGCACUUCUCGUACCCUGUAAGCCCUUUGGGAUGAGCACAUGAGAUGCCACCCAGAUGCCACCCCUCUUGUCCCCUCUGUCCCCCUCAUCCCCUGGCUCAGGUGCUGAGCAUGCUUUGCAGCUACCGACUCCAGAGCCAUUCCCAGAGGCAGGAGAUGUUAUGGGAGAUGCGGGUGCUGCCUGCAUUUGGCAUGUGGGGUGGGGUGGUGGUGGCCCCGGGGGCUCGGUCCCCUGUGAGCAGCCUCUGGCUGGAGCUCUGCAGCCCACACUGCCACCGAAUUAAUGCACUAACACCCGCAGCAGCUUCGGAUGAGAAAUAAAGCUAAUGCGAAU
Messenger RNA from Falco peregrinus (peregrine falcon), 3019 nucleotides. RefSeq names its product glial fibrillary acidic protein (gene GFAP). The coding region runs from base 5 to 1306 and encodes 433 amino acids. The transcript has 9 exons. Gene Ontology annotation, biological process: regulation of chaperone-mediated autophagy; intermediate filament organization. Gene Ontology annotation, molecular function: structural constituent of cytoskeleton. The record is from RefSeq and is a predicted model, not a curated record. Gene Ontology annotation, cellular component: cell projection; intermediate filament; cytoplasm. Lineage: Eukaryota; Metazoa; Chordata; Aves; Falconiformes; Falconidae.